UUUCCAGAAUGAUGACGUCCAGAUUCAAAGUUUGUUACGUUAUGAUUUUGACGUUGUUACUAUGGAGGUUUUUGUGCAUCGCAACAGAACUAAGACGCAUUUUACGAGAAAUUAAAUUUACGCCGACGAGACUUUUCCUAUGCCGAAGUCUCGAGCGGUCGAGGGGAGCGAGUUUCUUGAAGACCGCGCUCAGCGCUUCAUGAAGUACGGCAAAUCCUUAAUGAGUUCCAUAAUGCCAAACCUGCAAAGUGCCGCAGACGGUCGUUCGUUUCCCGAAAACCGCGUGCGGCGCUUCUUGGCGUACCGGAAGUUCCAAGGUUUGGAUUCAUCGGGAGUUCGAGUGGAAGGACCUUUCAUACAGCUGGACAAGCAUGGCUACCCAUACAGACAGGUGUUCCUGGCGAUUACGUUCAAGGAAUUCAUCAUUAUUAAACAGUCCGUUGAAGAAGACGACGCUACACAAGACUCAGCAGCGUUUGCGGAAAUCACAAAUUUGUCAAUGGAUCACAUAAUUCCACUUGGGUUUCUCAAAUUUUUCAUUAUUGACGAUCGCGCGAUGCGUUUAACCGCCUUUACAUUCUUGGACGGUCUCUACCACUUUGAAAUGUGCCAAUUGGACUUCAAUACAAAUACUUUGUGGAAACAAUGGCGGGAAAUCAUCCUGUGCAUCGGCGGUGAGCGCUGCGCCAUCUCUGGGUUUCACAGCUGGACCACCAGUGGUAUCGAAAGGGGCACUAUUUCGGGGAUUCACGGAGAUCACUUACGAACAUCGGCAGCAAACCAAACCCUGUUUUUUUAUCACCACCCAUUUGCAUUCUCACAAGUAAAUUCUGUUGCAGUGCAAACUGACGGACCAAUCGACCCAAAUGAACAAUCAUGGCCUUUUAAUGGUACAAAGGGUUAUUAUGUACAAGGUAAUUCUAGACCAACAGUUUUGGACUCUUCGUCGAGUAGCUCUGUAUGCACGGUCAACAGCUCUGUAUGCACGGUCAACAGCCGUACGGCCUCUUUGCAAACCAAACGCUUGGCCGUACUUACCAGUGCGACGAACACGAACUUCGUUUGUACUGGAGUUAGAAGGUCGCAUUCCGCACCAAAUAUGUUGAUGCAUUACGAAGAAAAUACCGUGAACCAUUUACAACACUUUAGAAGCUGUGGCGACCUUGCUAUUCUACGAAUUGUUAGAAAGGCGGCACGUAACGAAGCAGAACAUGAUGAAGAUGUCGAUACGUCUUUUCAAGAGGCAUACGAAAAAGCACGGACAUCUCGGGUGAGUGCUAGUGACUUUUGGAAACACGCCGCACAUCUUGCUAUUGGAAGAAAACACGUAAUUACAAACGAGGGACGGUUUCAGAAAAUUGCGGCGAGGUCAUUUGCUUUGAUGAACAGGGAACAAACAAGAUCGGUAUCACUGCUUGCUAUUCAACCUUCGGACGUCGCCGAGUACCUCGUUUUUAUGUCAAAGACUAUAUUUUUGGCCAUUACAGAGGUCGACGUUCACAGAUACGUAACGUCUAACGGAAAACAGGUAUCCAACAGCAUAGUUGACCUCUCCACCUAUGAGUGCAUGCUGGUGAAGCUAGUGACGACAGAAACCAUAGAACACAUCCUAGAGCAGAAAGGAGUGACUUUGAUAAAGUUUUUCAUCAAGAUUUGUCAGAUUCUGUUGUUCACACACCGGGACUUCCCAUCAGUGAUUGGCCUACUGAAAGGCCUCUCCUCAUUGGCCGUCUACCAUCUUCGGAACACAUGGGCCAACUUGCUCGUACAAGAGCCACUUUCUCUUAGUUCAUUAGUGGCCAUGCUCCCGCUGAUUUCACCAGAGCACAGCUGCCAAGCUUAUUGUAACAGGAUUCAAAACUGUCUCUACUUUGGUCAUUCAUUUAUACCAUGGGCGCGCCAUUUUCUACAUCACUGUGUAGACACCACGUCUUGUCGGAAGAGUAAUAAUAUUUUUAUGCAGUUACAAAAGAUAACUUUCGACCAAAAAGCACGUUUGUUUUAUGGAACACUUUCAAAAAUGGCAGUCACUUCCGAUCCAAGCGGUGUUACACCCCAGAAACUUCGCGGAGCUGAAGAAAUGAAGUUUCCUUCAAAAACACGCGUACCUAUUAAACAAAUAGCUGAACUCAAAAGUGAUGAAACUUGCAUAGAUAGAGAGGAUUCCACUUCGGAUAGUUCAGAAGAAGAAACACUUCGAAGUUUAAAUUAUACAAGCACUCGAGCACAAUCGGCAGUUCAAGCUAUAGACUUUUACGCUUCUUUAACGGCCAAGAACAUUAUCACGGAAGUAUUAACACAUAUUGCCUUCCUCGAAUCUGCGAGCGAAUCGACUCUUUCAAAAUCGCCAUCCGAUUUCCAAGAAAGACUGGAUGUGAUCCAUGAAUUUGAAGAAGAAACGGAGGAGGAAAUGCUAGCCUUUGAACAAACGUAUGACGAGACCAGCAAAGCAACACUGAAAAGCAAUGCCACAUUGGGAAUAAAUCCAUACACGUCGACCAAUAAAGGAGAGCAACAAGUAAAUGAAGUUGACAACACACGGUUUAGACAACAUAUACCGAAAGAAUUAACUUCCGAUCCAAGUUUGCUUAGGAAGGACACCUCUUCUUACAGUAUCGUUCAAGCGUCUUCAAGUAUAACAAAAGGGCUUAAGUCCAUAGUUAGUAAAAAGAAACCAGGUUUUAGCAAGGUGAAAAAAAAAGUGAACUUUCGACUGAAAGAAAGCACCAGCGGUGUAACCCCCCAGAAACUUCGCGGAGCUGAAGAAAUGAAGUUUCCAUCGAAAACACGCGUACCUAUUAAACAAAUAGCUGAACUCAAAAGUGAUGAAACUUGCAUAGAUAGAGAGGAUUCCACUUCGGAUAGUUCAGAAGAAGAAACACGUCGAAGUUUAAAUUAUACAAGCACUCGAGCACAAUCGGCAGUUCAAGCUAUUGACUUUUACGCUUCUUCAACGGCCAAGAACAUUAUCACGGAAGUAUUAACACAUAUUGCCUUUCAUGAAAAUUCGAGCGAAUCGACCCUUUCAAAAUCGCCAUCCGAUGACCAAGAAAGGCUGGAUGUGAUCCAUGAAAUUGAAGAAGAAACGGAGGAGGAAAUGCUAGCCCUUGAACAAGCGUAUGACGAGACCAGCAAAGCAACACUAAAAAGCAAUGACACAUUUGGAAAAAAUCCAUCAACGUCGACCAAUAAAGAAGAAAAACAAGUAAAUGAAGUUAACAACACACGGUUUAGACAACCUAUACCGAAAGAAAAGAAUAAAAUACAAAAGUCGAAACCACAACAGAACAAAUCAAUCGAAAACACAUCAGAAUCAAAUAAAAGCCAAAAGACAGUGAAAAAGAAAGGCGGCGUUUUGAGACGCAUCAAGAAAAUUUUCAAGCGAAAUAAAAAGAUGAAUAAAGAAUACGUUAGCGAUUUAGAUAGCGACAUCAAAGACAUACAGGCGCUCAUUGGAAGUCUUAAGGGCCAUACGCUGGAUGAAAAACCUGGGUCGGAUGCAGAAGAAAAUGACACAUUAAGCGAUAUCGUCUCCCCCGAACAUAGGCGAAUGACUGUGUUUGGUGGUGCAGGUAGAAGGCAAUCCUUGUUCGAAGCUUCAAUAGAAACAGGUGCCACUGAAGAGGAAAAGAAUCAGGCUUUUGAAGAAAUGAAAUCAUCAAAACUAAGUCAGAUUAAACGGAGAGGUUCGAUAGCUUUAGACUUCCUGAAAGGCGAAGAUUUCAAUGCCAACUCGAUAAAAAAAUAUGAUUUACAAAGCGAUAAGGCUGAAGAUGGUAUUUUCAAAACACGUAUAAAGUCUUUUGAAAAAAUGGUUCCAAAUCAAGGUAAUAAUUCGGUAGUCAAGGUUGAAAAACAAACCCAACAACACAAAAGGCGACACAGUCUUAAUGUUGUUAUAGAAAAUCCUGUCAUUGAUAAAGGACAUGAGACAACAAAAGAUAAUUUGGAGACAUUUUCGAAACUAAAGCUAAUAGUACGUGGAGUACAGACCACGACACGAGCGCGAACCAAAGCCUGUCUAAACAAUAUUUUCGCCACAAACGCUCGUCUAUCAGAUUUUCAAAUGCUUCAUAUGUCGCUGAGAUGUGAAUAAAAUGAUUCUAAAUUGUA
Dreissena polymorpha is the source of this 4113-nucleotide messenger RNA. RefSeq lists its product as uncharacterized. NCBI's taxonomy places the organism in Eukaryota, Metazoa, Mollusca, Bivalvia, Myida, Dreissenidae. The record is from RefSeq and is a predicted model, not a curated record. Gene Ontology annotation, molecular function: guanyl-nucleotide exchange factor activity. The transcript is spliced from 13 exons. Gene Ontology annotation, biological process: small GTPase-mediated signal transduction. Bases 140 to 4096 code for a protein of 1318 amino acids.